AUGUCUGGCUACUACGAAGCUGGAACGCAGAGGCUGUCAGUUGCAAGACAUUGCCUGAGCUGGGACUGUCACAUGGCAACCAGCCAAGGCACCCCGAGUCUGUUCUUCUCUCUACCAAAUGCCGUGAAAUACCAUAUAUACGGUACGUGCGCCAUGGUCGAGCCAGCCACGGACCAGGAAAGUGUCGAACUGCCGAAGUGGGAAGGGCCAGGAACGACUCUCCGCGGCGUCAAGGCUGAUAUUGAGUUUCUAGAUGGAGGAUCCGAGCCAGUCACCCCGGCGGAGAGAAUGGCUGGUGGAUGGCUAGGUUUCAGAAGCUUAGACGUGGCUUACUGUGAUAGUUCAGCCGCUGCGCGAGGACCGUCUCGCACACCUUCCUCCUGCCAUGCUCCCCAGACAGCCACCGCCGUUGGACCAGAACGGAAGGAUGGUCGUGUUGCGCGCACGAGUAUGUGUGGGGUUGGUUCGCUGGUGAAAAUCGCUUGCCCAGAUAGGCUUGCUUCUGCAAGACUCCAUAGGCCAAGGCCAGGAAUGGGCCUUCAACGCCAACGCAAUGCAAUGCAAUGCAACUCAAAAUGGCGAUAUUGGGAAAAAGUCGGGACGCAAGGGGCAGACAAUGCAGCACUAGCAGAGCUGGGAUUGCCCGAUUGGGAUCCACCCCCUACAGAGUACUCUCCACUCGCCCUCCCGAGCGAAAGAACCGUAGCUGAUAACUGUUCUGGACAAUUAUUCCAGUGGCUUCCCCCGAGAAAGGUCGAGAAAAGAGGGAAGAAAGAUGAAUUCCUUCCCGAACGGUCGCACAGGAGACAUUGCACUGGGAUGAUGUACCUGCAGCAGGCUUUUGACUGUCCUGUUGACCUCCCGGGAGGGCAUGUAGAACAUAACCCAUUAAACACAGAUUUACGCCGACCCAACCGACCAUUCCAAACUCAAGCCUUCGCUUACUUAACUUGGACCUGUACGUACUGGAAAAUUGUGAAUGUUGAAGGCGCUGCGGAUGAAGAACUUUGGGGAAAUGGAAAGCAGUGCCGCUGCUUGUCAGAGCUUCUAUCCGGUCAGACAAACGGGAAUGGAGCCUCUAGGCUAAGGGGAGGGAAUAUCAAGGAUCCGGCUGAUCGUGGUCUUGGCAGCAUCGUCAAUGCAGUGGAUUCAAAUCUCACCGCAGGAACCCUUUUGAAGAUCUCAACGCCCUUGAAUUGUCCGGAACCUUCUCCCAAUGGGCUUCUCUCAAUGGGCGGGAUUAAGGGAUCUGUGACUGAUGAAUUGUGGCUCGCUGAGCUCGGGCCAGAACAGUCAAGGGAGGCCAUUAUUUCCGGAAGAUUGUCUGUCCGUUCCACUUUGCUUGCUCCGGAUGCUGCGACGCACGGUUUCUGGGUAGUCGUCAAGAUCAGCGGUGCAGAGUGCUUGGAUAACAGCAGUAGGGAGUGCGGGAGAUCAAGAAUAGCGAUCCUACCGGGCCAGCGACGUGUAUGCGGAGUACGCACUCCCAUUCUGUCCGCGAUAAUGCACAAAUCCCGACCUAUCCCAAAAGGAUCCCUGUUGCCCUCGGACCAGAAGCCCGACAUGUUCGACCAAGCUCAAGCUCAUGAUUCAAUAGACAAACCCUGGGGAACUGUCAGACCCGCCCACAGACACCCAUUCAUUAGCGUCGCACCGGUUAGUGGAGUUAGCAGCCAGUGGCUAAGUACGAUAUUGGUAGGCCAUUACAUUGUCAAGAACCUCCGACCGCAAUUCCUGACCGAAGGCACUGCCAUAGAUUUUGGGGGAAAGCCGGACUGUUGUCCGCAACUUCAUGGAAAGUCCAUGAUUGCUGGGAAAUUACAAGCCACAGUGAAGGUCGUCGCUCAACCCAUCAUCUGGAUAGAGUGUUUCGCGGCCAAAGGGGGGGAAGCAAACAACGUGUCCGACCGAUUGACUUGUCCGGCUGGUGGUUCUUUUUCGCAUGGGAGUAACGGGGUUCAUGCCCAGAGAAUCGAAGCAUUGGCUGACGCGUGA
Aspergillus welwitschiae is the source of this 1995-nucleotide messenger RNA. RefSeq lists its product as uncharacterized. The record is from RefSeq and is a predicted model, not a curated record. Lineage: Eukaryota; Fungi; Ascomycota; Eurotiomycetes; Eurotiales; Aspergillaceae. Bases 1 to 1995 code for a protein of 664 amino acids. The transcript is spliced from 19 exons.